Molecule: messenger RNA, 1513 nt
Organism: Heterocephalus glaber (naked mole-rat)
Lineage: Eukaryota; Metazoa; Chordata; Mammalia; Rodentia; Bathyergidae
Source: RefSeq, a predicted model, not a curated record
CCUGCCCUGCUUCGGGGCCCCGGCUUCUCUCAUUGCGCAGCGCGUUUGUCACCUGGUGAACUCCUUCCGCGGGCCGCCCGGGGAAGGCGGCACAUCGCUGGGUGGGCUCCCCGAGGGUGGCGGUGAUGCUGCUUGGCCGCCCGCGGAGGCCCGGGAACCUGUACAAGGGAGCCAGCUGAGCGAAGCCAAACCAAGCGUAGAUUUGGACAUGGCUGGGGAGCCCAGGCCGGGCCCUGGCCAGCCAGGACAGAAGAGGCAGCAGGACACAGCCGGCUUCCGAGGCAGCAGCAACUACCACUUGAACUAUGAGCUGCACGGAGGAGAUGCCCCCUGUAGGGGGUAUGGACACCAGAGGAUCUCCCCACUCAUCAACCAGGUGCCUGGCAAGCUCCAAAGGACUUUCAUGGGCCUGGGGGUCAGAAGGAGCUGCAGCCCCUACAAGGCCUCUAGGAGCAGAUACCUGCACCCCGAGCAGGCCAAGCGUGAGUUCGGCCACAGCUGCAGUGCUGGGGAGAGGCUGGGUGGCUCAAGCGCAGUGACAGCAGGCCUAGGAGCCCUGGGAGCCAUGCUCUUGGCCCUUGUGGCCUCUGCGGGCACCAACCCUGGCCCCUCCCCAGCUGUGAGGACCGAGGAGCUGCGCUCCAUCCGGGGGAAGCUGAGCGAGAUCAAAGCCCAGGUGGACAGGCUGUUGGAGAGUCUGGAGCACAUGGACCAGCGCAGAGCCCAGGCUGCAGGUCAGGCACCAAAGGGACAAAGGACAGUGACAAGAACAGGGUCCCUGGUAGUGAGGGCUGCUCACGCCAAACUACUGAGGCCCAACAGGAGCCCAGGGGCCAGCGGGAAGGAUAGCCACAGAGCAGGCGGUGCAGAACCAAGCAUCUGACCAGGAGGGCGGCCAGUAGCAGGUGGGAACCCUUCUGGGCUCAUCAGCUCCGCGCCUCUUCCUGGUUGGCCCCUGCCUCCUGGUAGAACCCAUGCAACCUGAGUACCCACUCCAGCACCGGGGCAAUGGAAGCAGAGGCAUGGUUCAGCCGCACUAGCCGGAAAGCCUCCCCAUGGUGUUGGGUCUAGCUUUGUUGGCUGUUUCCAGAAUCCUAGGGCUGGCGGGAUGGGGGAGGCUCUGUAUGGCCCAGCAGCAGCUCCCCAUCCUCAUAAAGCCAAGGCAGCCUGAGCACAGGGAGCAUCACCGGCCCUUCCUGAAUGCAGACACUGCCUUAGCUGCUCCCCUCCACGCAUCUCCAGGCACACCAGCUGGCCCAGCUUUCUCUACCCGGUGUUGAAACCUUUGUGAUCCUCCAUUCUAACACUGAGCUGUUUAAGGUCCACAGUGCAUGCCCCCUGCAACUCACUUUGCUUCCAGACUCCAGCCUACACAGCCAUUCUUCAGAACAGCAGUACUAUUCUUUAUGUCCUGUUUUGACCUUGUUUUUCAUUAGUAUGAUACUAUGCAUUCCAGACCUGCUCUAGGAAAAUGUAUUGUGUCAGAAAGGAAAAAAAUACAAUGUGCACUUCU